Molecule: messenger RNA, 435 nt
Organism: Protopolystoma xenopodis
Lineage: Eukaryota; Metazoa; Platyhelminthes; Monogenea; Polystomatidea; Polystomatidae
Source: the annotation of a GenBank genome assembly
AUGGCUCUGAAAGUACUACAUAAAGAAAAGAAGGAGAUUCGUUGGGUUGGUUUGCCCGUAAAUAUGAUUGAGGAAUGCCGACGACUCGAAGAGGAGCGCGAGAAGCGACAAGUCUCUUUACGGAAUAAGAUCGCCGAGAUCCAGGAACUGAUUCUCCAGCUUAUUGCUUUCAAAAACCUGGUGAUGCGUAAUCGACUCAAGCAUAGAUCCCAACAACAACAACAGCAUAAUUCUGCUCUUGGUAACAAAGGGCCAGAAACGGCUCUCAAAAUGUCCGAUCGGCUGAACCGAAACUCAUUUGCCAUCUCGCGGCCAGGCCAGCUCGUCAACUCUCGAGCCGACCGUGUUGAGCUUCCUUUUUUGGUUAUUUCAACUCACAGGAAGACUGUGAUUGACUGCAACAUAUCCAAUGACCGGUGUGGAAGUUAUUUUUAA